Hemicordylus capensis (graceful crag lizard) is the source of this 2268-nucleotide messenger RNA. RefSeq names its product ADP ribosylation factor like GTPase 14 effector protein like (gene ARL14EPL). The record is from RefSeq and is a predicted model, not a curated record. Gene Ontology annotation, cellular component: intracellular membrane-bounded organelle. The coding region runs from base 320 to 826 and encodes 168 amino acids. The transcript has 5 exons. NCBI's taxonomy places the organism in Eukaryota, Metazoa, Chordata, Lepidosauria, Squamata, Cordylidae.
UUAAGUGAACUGGCAAAGGGAGAAGGGUUUUAACAGGCAAACCUAUGAGCGUCAGGGAGAGUAAUUGGCUUUGGAAUCGUUUUAGGGGAAAGUGCUAAUCCAAUCUACCCUUACUUUAUUCCUCUGAAACUGUAACAAGCAAGCGACACAAGCAUAUCCUAUAUCCACACAAAGCUUCAUCUUAUUCUGUUCCCUACAACAAAGUAGUUUUAUUCUGGUUCUUUUAUAUCUUGUUCCUGCUUGUCUAUCCCUGCUCCCGCAACCAAGCCUACACAAACUUUAUUACCAGGGUUUUUAAAGGUUCUGCAUUUCUUUGAAAAUGGAUGAUUGUCUAGAAGGAAGCUGUGUCGGAGGCCAGUCUGCACCAGGUGAACUUGCAGAAGCGAGUGUCACUUGCACUAAAGAGAGUGCUCUGGUGCAGAAACAACAGAUUCUUCAGUUGCCAGGCCAAGGAGAUCAGUGGAAAAAGAAGAUGCAACAAAUAGAACGGCAGCUGAGAUGCCUUGCAUUUCAAAAUCCGGGACCACUGCUAGCAGACUUCAACCCUGAAACUCGGGAGCAGCAAAAGAAAGCCUGCAUGUCAAUGAUAAACCAGGAUUGUUUUAAUAAUACAAAGAAAACUGUGAAGAAAUACGACAAACAUGGGUGGCUGCUUUCCAGUAAAAUAGAUCUAUGUGACUGUUUGGACAAGAACUGCUUGGGCUGCUUCUAUCCCUGCAGUAAAUGCAAUUCAACCAAGUGUGGGCCAGAGUGUCGAUGCAACAGAAAAUGGAUUUAUGAUCAGAUUCAGAUAGAGAGUGGUCGAAUUAUCAGAUUUCCAUUCUGAUUCCCACCCCCUCCUUUGUAGAGCAUAUGCUGAACUUUAUUUAUGUAUUUAUUGACCAAAAAAUUGGUGGGGUAGUCCUUGGGUUUCUUUGGUUUAAACAAGUUAGAAGGUUAAACAGGUUAGUUAGUUUGGUUAGUGGAAGGUGAAUUUCAUCUUUUCUUUAGGUUAAGCCUAUGGAGUGGAGGGGUUCCUGGGGGUGGGGGUGGAUAGAGUCAGCUGCAUUGAGAGUAAAGCGGCUCAAAGCCAGCAGAAAUAAAUAGAAGAAAACAACACAUCAUAUAGGCUCAUUAUUUCUUGGUUUCUCCUAUACAGACUUGAUAUAGAUUACUGUACCUUAUUAUUGCUCACAUGAAAAUAAACUAUGUGUCCUGAAAUCUUCAUUCCAAGUGAUUCUUGCAAACAGAAGGAGAGUAAGGAAUACAAGGUUAAUGAAAGCCUCUUCUUGUUCCCCAAGAGACUUGCACAACUAGAAAAUUGAUUCCUCCUGUUUAUUGUCUGUGCAGAGCAAUCCAAGGAAAUGUUUAAGUCCUGUGGGCAAAGUUUCAGAAAAUAAAGCUAGACAUAAACUAUAUCAAGCAUUAGCUUUUAUUGGUACAAAGAAUAGACUCUAAACACAUGCAAGGAACAGGUAGUUUAAAAGUUACAUUCUCACCUAUUUUACAUCAGUCUGUCUGCACUUAAAUUGAAAACAUACAGUCUAUGUGUUCAAGAAAACUUUCAGAUGAUUAGAGUGUUUCAACCAAUAUUAAUGUCAUGGUUAAAUUUCUUUUUCUAAGUUGCUUACUCUUGAGAUACUACUGUGAUCAUAUUAAAAUGCAGGACUGCUGAUAUUUUACCUUCAGGAUCAUCUUUGUUGUAAAUGGCUAUAAAAAUAGUCAUGGCAUAUAUCAGAAAUCUGGAUCUAUAAGAUUUUGCAUGUAAUUCUAAAUGGCUGACAUCCAGACUAAUGAUGUGCCAGUACUGCUGAUAGAUUUGACUAACAUAGCAUGGGGUUGUGUGGGUGGGGGGGGGUUGUAAAUGACUUCCCUUUCCCCUGUAAUCACUCUGUGCCACCCAAACGUAUGCCCCUGAGGGCUGUGGAGGCCUUAGGGACAUAUUUAUGGGUGGUUCAGGGUGUUCUAUGGGCAAAGGGAGGUUGUCAAAACCACCUUCUUGUACAUGAGCACCUGUGCUGUGUUAAUCUGGAAUUCAGCAGCAGCACUGUGGUGUCUGGACCAUUAGUCUGGAUGUUGGCCAAUAUAUACUUAGAUAAAUAUAAAUACUCCAAGAGAGAUGUACACUCAUGCUGAAGGGCAAUAUUGACAUACUUUUAUUCAGGUUAAUCUCACCUUCCAUACUGUUUGCUUCUGCUUCAUAGUUUGUUAAUUAAUGUGCCUAUAUGGUUGCAUGCUUUAUAUUUUGUACAUAAUCUUUUAAUUAAAACAUGUACAAAUUGGGUUAUA